Messenger RNA from Microtus oregoni (creeping vole), 3572 nucleotides. RefSeq names its product ELL associated factor 1 (gene Eaf1). The transcript is spliced from 6 exons. Gene Ontology annotation, biological process: regulation of transcription elongation by RNA polymerase II; positive regulation of DNA-templated transcription. Gene Ontology annotation, molecular function: transcription elongation factor activity. Bases 1 to 1065 code for a protein of 354 amino acids. Gene Ontology annotation, cellular component: super elongation complex. NCBI's taxonomy places the organism in Eukaryota, Metazoa, Chordata, Mammalia, Rodentia, Cricetidae. The record is from RefSeq and is a predicted model, not a curated record.
AUGGCACUCCCCCCGCUAUUUCCGCUGGGGAGCCGGAAGUCCCUCCCCGCCGCCGGAAGCGCAGCGGCAGUACUUCCUCAGAGUCUCUCUGGACGCGGUGGAGACUGGUUUCCGGCCCCCAGUGGGCGCGGACUUGGCUCAGUGCGCGCUCCGGAACUGUGUCCCGGGAGCGAGGUCCUGCGGGCCGCUUGCGCGGGGAUCUGGGACUGCGGCCGCGCGAGGAGAGCGCCGACCCCGGUGCCAGCCAGUUGCAAGGCCAUGAACGGCACGGCGAACCCGCUGCUGGAUCGCGAGGAGCACUGCCUGCGGCUGGGGGAGAGCUUCGAGAAACGACCGCGGGCCUCCUUCCACACUAUUCGCUAUGAUUUUAAGCCAGCAUCGAUAGACACUUCCUGUGAAGGAGAGCUCCAGGUGGGCAAAGGAGAUGAAGUCACAAUCACACUGCCACACAUUCCUGGGUCCACACCACCAAUGACCGUGUUCAAAGGGAACAAACGGCCUUAUCAGAAAGAUUGUGUGCUCAUUAUCAAUCAUGACACCGGAGAGUAUGUGCUGGAGAAGCUCAGCAGCAGCAUUCAGGUCAAGAAGACGAGAGCCGAGGGGAGCAGUAAAAUCCAAGCCCGAAUGGAACAACAGCCUGCUCGUCCCCCACAGCCAUCACAGCUACCUCCUCCUCCACCACCCAUACCAUUCCGAGCCCCAACGAAGCCUCCAGCUGGACCCAAAACAUCUCCCUUAAAGGAUACGCCCUCACCUGAGCCCCAGCUGGAUGACAUCAAAAGAGAGCUGCGGGCUGAGGUCGACAUCAUCGAGCAGAUGAGCAGCAGCAGUGGGAGCAGUUCCUCUGACUCUGAGAGCUCCUCUGGGAGUGAUGACGACAGCUCCAGCAGCGGAGGAGAGGACAACGGCCCAGCCUCUCCUCCCCAGCCUUCACACCAGCAGUCCUACAACAGCAGGCCCACAGUGGCCAAUGGAACCAGCCGGCCCCAAGGAAGCUCUCAGCUGAUGAAUACGCUCAGAAAUGACUUGCAGUUAAGUGAGUCUGGCAGUGACAGUGAUGACUAGCUCCAGGCUUUUGAAAUCUGCUUCCGGUACGUGGACAUGCUGCAAGACCCAGCGACUUCUGCCAGGAUUCCACGCCACAGGAGGAUGUUGCACAGCAGGGCCUGUAGGAGGAGUUAAGGCCUGAGAGCAUGCAGACACUCAGUUUUUGACUUGGUGGUGGUGGGUGAUUUUCUCACAUAAUUCUUGAACAAUCUCUUGUUUCAGAGUUUAAGUAGAUCUAUAGGAGAAUGAAUGGAAUUCUGUUUCCACGUGGUUAACAUUAUUAAUGAAAAACAGGCCAUUGCACCCUGAUCUCAGGCCCUCAAGGCCCCUGUCCUCACCAGGCCAGUAAUUCAGCAGCCAUCAGUUUGGCCAGGCAGUCUGUACCAGUAAAAUAAAAGUCUUUGAGGGUUAUGGAAAGAAAGGAGAUCCUCAAACUGUGUCAUAGAAAUAUGUUAAGACCACUUUCCAUGUUUGACAUGAAGUGGUAAGGAAGUUUUGUGUGACCCAGUUUGAUAAGACCAUAGAAGUAGACCUUGGCAGAGUCUUUGGGUCAAUUAGUGUGUGUGUGGGUAUGUGUGGGUGUGUGGUUGUGGGUGUGUGUGCUAGAAAUCCAGUUGCUCGACCCAGCGCAGCUAGGAAAGGAAAGCACACUGCAGGGAAUGUCCAGUCACCUGUCUCAGGUGUACGCUUGCUCGCUACUUCUUUGAAUUACACUUGCUGGCGUCAGACUUUUCUGCACAGACGUUUCUGUCAGAUUCCAAAGACAAAAGCAUUGCUGCCAUUCAGCUCGGAUUCAGACUCAGGCAAUUCCCGUGUAUGUGAGGCGGAGUGAGCAGCAGCUGCCACGCUGACGCACAUCCUCAGCUCAUCUGAGACUUCUGGGUUCACAUGGAUCCAUCCUCAGGUAUUCUAAAUCCUGUGGCUGUUAGCGGAGGAUAGGAAUCAAGGAGGGGUGUAGUGGGGAACCCUCUGAGCAGAUUGGCCAGCUGCAAGCCUCCAGAGUCCAGAUAGGAGUUCUGCCGUAUGAAACACUCUUCUUGAGCUCUCUAUGCUUUUGUGCCUGACUCCCAGACCAAUUGGUAUUUUCAUAGAAGAGAAUCACAAGAUUGCCUUUUGCAGUGUGCCAUUUCCAAAUAACUGUUCUUGCUGGAAACUGGUCACGAGUCAAUUUUCCAUACUGAGGAAGUGUGUGGUGACUUGUACGUUGCCACCCAUCUCACAGUAGAUGUAGUUAGAAUGAAUAUAUCCUAGGAAAUUCCUGUCUUUCAGAUAAUACUAAUGUUCUUUUUACCUUGGGUUUUCCUCCACUCACAUAAGCCUUUCUCCUGAGCUAGUGGAGGGAGGUGUUGUGGACCUAGAAAGGAAAUGAAUGGUCCAUGGUGGGACUUAGGUUAGACUCAUACCAUAUAGGUACGAUCCUAACUGUUUGAUCCUCAGAUUGCAGUGAGCUGAGGUAGGAUAGAAGCCAUUGCCCAGCAGCACAUGUACACCAUUCUGCCCAAGUACCUUGUGCUGGGGUCUCAGCCUCUGGGGCGAUGCUCGGUGAAUCUCCAUGGCAGGUGGGAACCUCCUUAUAGCAAGCUGAUAAUUGCUUUAUAAUUCUUUGGUAAUGGCAGCUCAGGGAAGGUGCAGGUUCUGAUUGGGUGGCUUGAAUUGUCCCUGGAUCUGGGAACUGAAUUGUCUUACUGUUCUUUGCCUGCUUACACUGGGGCAGGUUCCAGGAACUUGAACUAAAAAUGCUAUGUAGGUCUCCCCUUGCUCUGCCCUUCUCUAAAGCCUUGGUUUCUGUAGACAGAACUGUGUGUGGGUAUGCUGGCCAGUGACUGUUUCUAUAGGAAGUGCCUGCAUGUGGCACUGGGCUUGGUCAGUCAGACUCCAUGUCACCCGGCCUAUCCAGCACCACAUGCUUUUGUUGGCUCCAGUCUGUGCUCUCUGCACAGUCCUUCAGUGCUCCCAUCUCCUUUCCCUUCCUUAGUAAAAAGCAAAACAAAAACAAACAAACAAAAAAACCAACAAAAACCAUUUUUGAAAAUCCAGACUCUUGCCUCUUACAUUGAUGAUGACAAUGAUGACUUCUCAGGGGUAUCCUUGUGCCAACUGAGUGACUUCCUUCCUGUCUCUGUGCCUUUGCUGUUCCCUCCUCUUCACCCACUCAACCUUCUCCAGACUCCUCAGGUACCAUCUUCACCAACUCUUCAGGUCUUCCCACCUAUGGGGUAUGUCCUAAUGUGCAUACAAAUUGCCUUUCUCCUACCUGGUUUCUGGUUGGUAUGAGCACCUCAAAAGUACAGAAGUAGACAUGCAUGUGCUCCUAGCUUAGAGGGCAAGAGGCUGAGAGAACUAACUAGUUAAGGAUUGAGAAUAAGCAUAGGGGAAACAUUCCAGUGUAGCUUUAUACCCGGAAAUAAUUACACAGAAACUGUAUUCUUUUAAACACUGCUUGGCCCAUUAGCUCUAGCCUCUUACUGGCUAACUCUCACAUCUUGAUUAACCCAUUUCUAUUAAUGAGUGUAGCACCACGAGGU